CCAAUAAACAUAUGAUGUAAAGCAUUUUACAUUUAUUUGUGCUCGCAGAAGUAAUUUAAGUACAAUAACAAUAAAAGUACCGUAAUGUAAUGUAAAUAAGUUAAUGCUUCUUUUAGUUUUAAAAUUACACAGUUUCGCUGUAUGCCGUCACAUUUUGAUUGAGUGCUCACUGCUCAGGCUCACUGGCUCGCUUCUUAUGGAUAUUUUAAAUAAACAUUUAAAAAUGUAUUAAAAUCCCUCCACCAUGUAAUGUGAAUAUAAAUAAAUCUAUCAGUGGUGUAAAUAUUCUAUUUCCGACAUGUAUUAAACAUUUCUCUCAAAAAGUAAAAAAAAAACAGCGAGGACGCCGCAACCUCGAACUCGCAUACACGACCUUGGAAACAUGCAAACGGACGAGGCUCCCGUCACCAAUAAGGAAGACAUCGACACGUCGCCGUCGUCCGAUCACGUAAAUAAUAAAAGUGAUACUAAAAAAUCCGACACUGAUGAUCCUAAACCGCGCAUUGUACUAACUUUCCGGUCUGAAAAGUCAGGCGCUAGGACAAGUAAUAUGAAAAUCGUGUCAACUGAAGAGAAACACGAGGAAAUCUCUCCUAGAAGGUCCAGCAGAACAAGAGGAAUGAAAAAAGAAUCAGAUGAGGACACAAGUAACAUAAGCCAUUUAGAAUCUGAGGAUGACUCUCAUGAUAGUACACAGAAAAGAUCAACUAGACGCAUAAGUAAAGAAUACUCUGAUGUGUUAGCAAAUGCCAUCGCAAGGAAAGAAAAGUCUUAUGAGAGUGCUACACCUACCCAGAGGUUGUCUCGUAGGAUUAAACCUACAGCUAAGAUUCUUGCAAAUGAGGAGUUACGAAUGGGCUUAGAGUCACAGAAUAAUGCUCGUCUUGGGAUUUCUACUGAUAAAGUUGAAGGAGGGGUCAGAACAAGGCGUUCCGCUCAGACUAGGAAUGUUGAAACUAAGCCUGUGGUGGAAAAGAAGGCGUCAAAACGCAAAAUACAGGAAGAGACUGCUGCAGAUAGCUCAGACAGGGAAAGUGACAGCUCCAAUAAAAAACUGAUGCAUCUCUGUAACCUGGGCUUGAAGAUGAAGGAUGAGGAAUCAAGUGAAGCAGAAAACAGAAAAACAGAAAGUUCAACCUACGAGGCUCCUGACGAUGACGACGAUGAUGAUGAAGACGAUGAAGAUGAUGAUGUGGAUGAUGAAGAGAUUGACGAUGACACAGAAGUAAUCAGCAAGCUGCUGGAGGCGGAUGAAGCCAGUGCAAGUGAUGAGGAGUUCAGCCCCGAAAUAACAAUGAAGAAAAAACGAUCCAAGAAAAAUUCUUCACUUGCGCCCCUGCGUCGUUCUUCUCGGAAAGCGAAUUCCGGGUCGUAUUACUACGACGAGUUUAUUGACGACAGCGACGACUCUGGCGACAGCGUGAAACAAUAUAGUGAUAUUGUUUUUAGUGACUAUGCACCGAAACGUAAGGAUUCACGAUCGCUUGAUGAUGGCGAGGUUGUACCAGAGGGUGGCUCUGAAGGGGAAGCAGAAGAGAAAAUUGCCCCAGAAGUAGCGAGUGCAGAAGCAGAGGAAGAUAUGCCUGAGGCUGCCUGUCCGACCGACUCGUCUGCUAUAGUUGCCACUUGUCUUUGCGAGGACUCCAGUAAUAUCUACGCUGCGCCUUCCGAGCUUAAAGAGCCAGUAUUCUGUCAAGCCAUAGAGCUAGUAGACGGCGUGCGCGUCGGCUGCUCGCACGCCGCCGCAAGAGAACCCGGUGGCGACUUGCAGGCGCUGAGGCGUGCGGGGCCUCGAGCGCCGUACUUCCUCGCCUGUCGCCAACACGCGGCUCAACUAGCCAAGCACAUGUGCUGCCCCACCUGUGGACUGUUCUGUACUCAGGGUAUAUUCUACCAGUGCUCCAAAGACCACCUGUUCCACUUAGAAUGUGGCAUACCGGGUGGGGAUAAGCAGAAAGCGGGCUGUCCGCACUGUGGUGUGCACUCAUAUCGCUGGCUGCCUGUCAACAAGGAGCUUACUCGCGUGCGCGUAGACAUGCACUGCAGUAACAAGCGUGUGUUCCUGCCAGACCAGCGCGAGCAGUGCACUCCAGCCUUCCUCGGUUUCUCAUCAAUCGACCCCUCACAACUGGACCAAGGGCCGCCGAUCCCAGAGGAUCUGUUGCCUUCCCUCCCAACAGAUAUAAAGACGCUCUUUGAGGGCGUGGACAAUGAAGACAUGAGCGAUCAUUCCAUACAAGUAUUGUAUGAAGCCAUAAUGUCGGGAGAGCCUGUUGAACAACUGAUACCGAAAAUUAUCCGCGGUGAUCACAUAAAUGCGGCGCUGGCGGAGCUAGAAGGCGGUACAUGUGCGCACGCAGCGGCGGCCCGCGGCCGACUGAGCGCGCUGUGUCUGCUGCAGUACGCGGGCGCUAACAUCGACGCCGUUGACAAUGCUUCUAGGACGCCCCUCAUGCGAGCUAUACUAUCACUACUGGACAAAGAACCAGAAGAGCUAAUUCCCGAAGCUGUAGACGAGGAAGCAGUUGAAAAACAAGAAAAUAAGGUCAUUGAAAAUGAUGGCGAAGUUAAAACAGGUGUAAAAGUGACAGAAGAUAUUAUAAAUAAUAAAGAUGAAACAGAGAUAGAAGAUAUCAAAGACGACAACAAAGUGACAGAAAAAGAUGUUAUAGAGAAAUCUGGAGAAGAGAAAGGGAUAGAAAAUAUAGAGAAAGAGGAUAUGAGUGGUUUAAAAGAAGAGGAAAAUAUUGAUGAUAUCAGUAAGACAAGUGAUGGAGAUCUCAUCAAAGUUAUCAAGUAUCUAGUAGCGGUUGGAUGCGAUGUCGACAAACAGGGUCCAGAAGGAAUGACAGCCUUGCACUUAGCUGCACAUCACGGCAGCACCGCAGUUUGUUCUAUUCUGCUGCAGAGUGGCGCCGAGGUGGACCCGCGCGACCAAGGCGGCUGGACCCCGCUCGUGAGGGCCGCCGAGAAUAAGCACAAGGAUGUAGUUAAGUUGCUGCUCGACCACGACGCAGACCCUACAGCUAGUGACAAUGAAGGCAACCUGGCCGUGCAUUGGUGUGCGCUGAGCGGCGACGCGCGAUGCCUGUCUCUGCUGCUCAGGGCUGCGCCGCACACGCUCAACGCGCCCAAUGCACACACCGACACGCCACUACACGUAGCAGCUAGAGAAGGUCACUACCCCUGCGUUGUUAUACUGCUCGCACAUGGAGCCAAAACCAGCCUCGAAAACUCUUCGGGUGAGCUGCCAGGUGAAGUGUGUGCCGGCAAGUGUCGAGACGCCAUCAACCUCAACAUGCAGAUGACGCUCGCGCUCCGGGACAAGAUACCGCGACACCGGAUACUGUCCAGUGACAUAUCCAACGGCCGCGAACUGUAUCCUGUACCUUGUGUGAACGAGGUGGACGACGCGACUCUGCCGGAGGACUUUGUGUACGUUUCGCAACACGUCUCGCACACGCACAUACCGCUAGAUGACACCGUUGACACUAUGCAGGGCUGUUCGUGUGCGGAUGCGGAGUGUGGCGGCGACUGCGCGUGCUGCGUGCUGGGCGUGCGGCGCUGGUACGCGCGCGGCCGCCUGCCGCACAACUUCCCGCACCACGACCCGCCCAUGCUAUUCGAGUGCAACCAGACUUGUGGCUGCAACUUGAAACGUUGCUCAAACCGCGUGGUGAGCCGUGUAGAAGCCACCGGGUCUCUAGGUGCGCGCGUACAAGUGUACCGCACGGCGCGCUGCGGCUGGGGGCUCAGAACACAGCAGCGAGUGGCGCGCGGCUCGCUAGUGGCGCUGUAUAGAGGCGAGUUGCUGGGGCACGAGCAGGCCGACUCGCGGUCAAACGACCAGUACAUGUUCGCGCUCGAUCUCAAGCCGGACUUGUUGGAGGAAUGCAGCGACAAAACGCAACUGUGUGUGGACGCUGCGUGCUUCGGCAGCGCAGCGCGGUUCAUGAACCACAGCUGUCGGCCCAGCACAGCGCCCGUGCGCGUCUUCACAAGCACGCGAGACCUGCGCGCGCCCAAUGUGGCGCUGUUCGCACUGAGGGACCUGCCAGCCGGCUCCGCGCUCACAUUUGACUAUGGCGACAAAUUCUGGUCAGUGAAGUCGAAAUGGAUCAAAUGCGAAUGCGAGUCUCCCGACUGCAGAUAUCCCGCCAAGACGGUUGAACAAAUGGACACUUAAUAAUUUGUUUACUGAUAAUAAUUAAGGAGAUGGAGUUACACUUCGGAUUAAAAAAAAAUCCUUUAAUCCAGAUGUUUUUAGCUCACUGAAUACAGUUUUCAUUGAGGUACUUUUGGUCCUCCCGUAAUUUUAAAAUCGCAGUUACAUCGUUUUGUACGCCAGAUCCUAUAAUGUUAGUAUUUAAUUAUUUUUAUUUAUAACUAGCAUUAAUCGUAUUCGUUGUAAAUAUAAAUAUAAUUGUUUAUUUAAAUUUUUUUACGAAUAAAAGACUGUUAAUAUUAAACCAAUCAAUGCAAUAUAAUAUGU
This is a messenger RNA of Maniola jurtina (meadow brown), 4492 nucleotides long. It is a transcript of the gene G9a, whose product is annotated as histone-lysine N-methyltransferase EHMT2-like. The record is from RefSeq and is a predicted model, not a curated record. Gene Ontology annotation, molecular function: protein-lysine N-methyltransferase activity; histone methyltransferase activity; zinc ion binding. NCBI's taxonomy places the organism in Eukaryota, Metazoa, Arthropoda, Insecta, Lepidoptera, Nymphalidae. The transcript is spliced from 20 exons. Bases 383 to 4186 code for a protein of 1267 amino acids. Gene Ontology annotation, cellular component: nucleus.